Messenger RNA from Aspergillus tanneri, 1476 nucleotides. RefSeq lists its product as uncharacterized. The record is from RefSeq and is a predicted model, not a curated record. Lineage: Eukaryota; Fungi; Ascomycota; Eurotiomycetes; Eurotiales; Aspergillaceae. The transcript is spliced from 2 exons. The coding region runs from base 1 to 1476 and encodes 491 amino acids.
AUGUUGUUCCAGCGCAUAAAGUGUUCCCGGGACCAGGUAUAUAUAUUCCGGGACCGGACUAGCCGUCCGAGCGUGGCAUACCGGGUAUGGCAGCCGUUUAGGGUCCUGUCCGGAGUAGUUUACCGCGGAACCAGUAACGGUAUUUAUCUGGGAAUGGAUCCAGCAGGCCCAGCCGGGGAAGGAUCCCAUUACAUCUAUGUCCGUGGGAGCGAGGAGGAACCGUCGAUUCCCGUCCACACAGAGCAGGUCGACCAGGCGAUCCAGCAGAUCACCGAGGCAUGGGAGGUGAUGAAGAUCCAGACCGGUGCGACCGGGGCUGGAGAGAUCCACGACGCCAACCCGUGGUUGCGGAUGACGGGGUGGACCCAGUAUUUACAGGAGUUUACCACGCCCAGCGAUUACGACGCAUUGUAUGCCAUGGUCGCCCCCGUUGCCAGACGCCGAUGGUCCCGUGGAGCAGGGCGUGCAGCGGAUAUGGAAAGCCAUGGAGGGAGUGGUACGCAAGAGCCAGUGGACGGUGCAACAUACCGGUCAAGCGAUCCGGAUCGAAGCGGUGCGAUCCGAGAAAGGGCAGACCCCAUAUCGCCCGUUGCAGGUGUAUAUGGAUGCAGACAGCGUGGCCAAGCAUGUACAGCCAUGGCAGCAGAUAUUAGCGUUCAUCGCACGCACGCAGGCCCCACACCCAGAAAAGCGUCCACCGUACGGAAUGACCCCACGGCAGCGGAAAAAUGGCGGCAGCUAUGGCAGAUGGCCAGCCAGAUCAGCAGUCCCAAUUCCAUCGACGAGGCGGAUUCCACAGACGAGAGGGAUCCGGAGCGUGCACAGUGGAUGAUGAGUGACAUCGAACGGGCGUGUUUGGAGUGUUGUAUUAAGCUAAUGAACCAGACAUACCAUGCGCAGGAGUACGAGAGUGUGUUGAUAUGCGCGAUGGCGGUAUUAGGCCGUGGGGAGUUUGGAUGGCAGGAUGCCGAGAGUUAUCCGCCGAUUUUGUCGCGGGUGAUCAAGAUCGCCCGGUUCAUGAUUGUCCAGAAGGCAUUGUGGUUGGAUCCCGAUGUGAUGCAGAUUAUCGAGACAUGGCAGAAACCGCAGAACUGUGCCGAGUGGACAUUACGCAGUGCCGCAGCCGUGGAUAAUAUUGAGACCAAUUCCGUAUACGGCAGCGAGGUGGAGGGGCCCCCAUCGUCCCCGCCAACAUCGCCCAUGCGCAGUGGGGACCCCCAAUCCCGGAUUAAUAUCAGCCAGCGUGAUCCAUCCCGGAAAACGUUUCAGGAGCAGGUAACAUGGAUGGUUAGCCAGCUCAUGGUCCGGGGCACGCAUAUCCCAAUGGAGACAUUGCAGGACUGGCGCACAUACGGGUUAAAGAUCUAUUACAACACCACGGCCCCGGGGCAUGUCACAUGGAUGCAGCCAGAUCGGUUGCUGUAUAAGCACCUGCAGUUCACCAUGGGCGAUUUCCGGGGUUUGUGCACGGAUUGA